AUGGCCCAGGUGCGCGUGCGCAAUCCCCCUUCCCGUCUCCCGCUUACGCCUUCUUCGCCCUCCCGACAAACCUCAAGCAUGCUCAGUCCGACCGCAGUCAUCGCACAAACUAGCUGGGUGGGUCGACAUGUCCGCAUGCACUGCCCCUCUUUGGACCACCUUGAGUUCCUGUCAACUAGCACAUGCUGCAAGAUCCCGCUUCAGCCCCCAUAUUGGUUCCCCGACCUAGCCUCAGCUGGUCUAGACAGCUCACACAUUUACUGA
Messenger RNA from Parastagonospora nodorum SN15, 264 nucleotides. RefSeq lists its product as hypothetical. The transcript has 2 exons. The coding region runs from base 1 to 264 and encodes 87 amino acids. The record is from RefSeq and is a predicted model, not a curated record. NCBI's taxonomy places the organism in Eukaryota, Fungi, Ascomycota, Dothideomycetes, Pleosporales, Phaeosphaeriaceae.